Daktulosphaira vitifoliae (grape phylloxera) is the source of this 2592-nucleotide messenger RNA. Its product is annotated as cuticlin-4-like. Bases 158 to 1954 code for a protein of 598 amino acids. The transcript has 4 exons. The record is from RefSeq and is a predicted model, not a curated record. NCBI's taxonomy places the organism in Eukaryota, Metazoa, Arthropoda, Insecta, Hemiptera, Phylloxeridae.
CACUGGGUCAGUAUUAUACUUGUGUCUUCUGCGCGAACAUCGGCCAGUGAACGAUCAAACACACAAACGCGAACAUUUUAACGUUUUUUUUUUUUAACGUUCGCGGUGCUUAUAGUGUCGUAAUUUUUUCUAAACUAGUGUCGUACAAGGAUUUUACAUGAUCGUCAAUUUGGAUCACUCAGUAGGUACGAUGAAGAGAUAUCUAAGGCAUCAAGUAUACAUUGUGUUCUACGGAGCUUUGUUGUUUUUGCAUAGUACAACUGGUGAAGGUUCUAUUGGAUCUGAAAACAAUAAUGCUGCCGCUUUGCCUCUUGAGCAUAGAUCCGGCGGUGGUUACGACGUAGGUUUACCUUUACCUUCUGGUCCACACGAUGAAGCAUGGCCAUUGCAAGCCACGCCAGAUACCGCAAAAAUCAAGCAUCUCCAAGUUCAAUGCGAAAAGACUCACAUGAGAGUUCACAUCGAAUUUGAUAGACCAUUCUAUGGCGUUAUUUUCUCUAAAGGUUUCUACAGUGAUCCUCAUUGUGUUCAUGUAAAACCUGGAACCGGACACCUAAGCGCUACAUUCGAAAUUCUUCUUAACAGUUGCGGUAUGACAUCGUCUGGAGGUAACGGAGCAGUUGCUGGCUAUGGGGGUACACCCAGUGGUAGUUAUGUAGAAAACACCAUUAUCAUCCAAUAUGAUCCAUAUGUACAAGAAGUUUGGGAUCAAGCUAGAAAACUUCGUUGCACCUGGUACGAUUUCUAUGAGAAAUCUGUUACCUUCCAACCUUUCCAAGUAGAUAUGUUAAACGCAGUCACAGCUAACUUUUUGGGAGACAACCUGCAGUGUUGGAUGCAAAUUCAAGUAGGCAAAGGUCCUUGGGCUUCUGAAGUAUCCGGAAUUGUGAAAAUCGGUCAAACUAUGACUAUGGUGUUAGCCAUUAAAGACGAAGAAAACAAAUUUGAUAUGUUGGUCAGAAACUGUGUAGCUCACGACGGAAAACGUACACCCAUUCAAUUGGUCGACCAUAAUGGUUGUGUUAUCAGACCUAAGAUCAUGCAAAAGUUCCAAAAAAUAAAGAACUUUGGACCAUCUGCAUCUGUAGUAUCGUUCACCUACUUCCAAGCUUUCAAGUUCCCAGACUCUAUGAACGUACACUUCCAAUGUGUUAUCCAAGUAUGUCGCCAUCACUGCCCUGAACCAAAAUGCCCAGGUGAUUACGCUUUACCCCCUGCUCCUUCCGACUUAGGCGGUGAUUAUAACCAAAACUCCGUGCAUCCUAAUGAAUACGGUCCAUCCCCUGCUGAUUAUCCUGCUUAUCCUGAUCCGAGAAAUCCAUCAGGACCCGCAGGCGCUUAUUCCGAAUUGAAACCCGAAGUAGUACUGCCAGCUUCAGCUUCAUCAACAUCGGCUCCACAAAAGUCUGUACCACAAAACGACGAACUAAACUUACCACCACCACCUUUACCAGGCCACGGAUCGUCUUACGCUACAGUUAAGCGACAAGGUACAGUUGGUCCCGAUGAAGAACAACACAUAAACUUAAUUUCUUUAGGAGGUCGACCACGAUCCGUUGAUAUGUCCACUGACAGUAAACAACGUCGCCGCCGUUCUACCAGCAAUCCUGAAUUAGACGUGAACACUAGCCGCAUCAUUCAAGUAGUUUCCCCAGGAGAUGUCAAUUUUGCUCUGAACGUACCUGCCACCAAUGGUAGUUCUAAUUCCGAUACCGUUGUGAUGUCUACAAGAGCCGCUUUAGCAGCCGACAAUGUAUGCAUUAGCGUACCUAGUUUCGUUGCUGGAUUAGCCAUGCUCUUAUCAGUAUUGGUUGUCGCUUGUUUAGUCGUUACCUUCUUGUUCUUGAGAGUCCGUUCAAUGAACAAUGCUAAGUUGUGCGCACCAGUGCAAGCUCCAUACAUACACGGAGCAGCGUUCGAAGCUGCCGAAUUUGUCAAAAUGGCAAGCUCAUAAAGCCCCUAUAUUUAAUAUAUCCCUGCAAGUCCACAACUUGCCCCAACUUCCUUAUGACAUUUUAUUGUGAACUUAAGUAUUUUAACGUGUGUGUCGCUGUUAUUAAAAUAUUUACCACUUCGCCGAAUGGCACAAGUUGAUAUAUUUUGUUUUAUUAAAUAUUGAAUUCGUUAAACAAUGCCAUUCAGUCAAUUUAUAAGGUUUACUUGUUUUAAGUAGAUCACACGUUAAAACUGAGUGAUUCUAGUUUACUUAUUAUUUUUCCAUCAAAACGAUAUUUUGUAUUUAUAAUCUAAAUUAUUAUUUAUUAAUUUUUUUUUUUGUAUAAUUUUAAGCACAACACUACUGUAGUAAACAGUAUUAAUAGACGUACGGGCAAUGCUCGAAUUAAGAUUUUUUUUGUUGGUGAUUAUUUCACGACUGCAAUAUUAAAAACAAUCAUAUAAGAUAACGCCAAAAGUAUAUUUAUUGUGAACUGUUUCAUAAAAGUUGAUAGUAAUAACACUGUAAUUGCAGUAUCGCUGAAAUGCUAAUUAUUCUUUACAAUUUAUUAUCAUCGUGUACAUUGUUUUAUCAUUGUAAAUAUUAUAUAUUAUAAAUAACAUAUUAUUAGUCCUAUUCUUACAAAAAAUUAACUU